Molecule: messenger RNA, 1311 nt
Organism: Fusarium oxysporum Fo47
Lineage: Eukaryota; Fungi; Ascomycota; Sordariomycetes; Hypocreales; Nectriaceae
Product: damage-control phosphatase ARMT1 family protein
Exons: 3
Coding region: 1-1311 (436 amino acids)
Biological process (GO): DNA damage response
Cellular component (GO): cytoplasm; nucleus
Molecular function (GO): phosphatase activity
Source: RefSeq, a predicted model, not a curated record
AUGGCUAUCCCUCGGUCUGUGUGGACGUCCGACCAUGGCAGCAUGGCGCACGAGACUGCCAAGUCUCGCUGGCCUAAGCUUGUGCAGGGCAUGAUCGAUGAUGUCCGUGUUACCGGUGCUGAGCUUGCUCCAUCCCGUGCACUUGACGAAAUCAAUUCGAUAGAGAGAAGCCUUAGAAGACUCAGAGAGGAAAUUACUGGCGAUGAUCAGCUGUGUCCCCUCGAAGAUGAUGGCUCGGCAGACAUUGCGUCGUACAAUCAGCUUCUCCUUAAUAUGGGCGAGUUGACCUGGCUCAACUGUCCAUGGUUGUAUGGUGAAUGCUACCUGUAUAGGCGAGUGCAGCUGUUAUUUUCCAUGUCAUCUUCCUGGAAAGGGUACGAUGUGUUUAAACGUCAAAAGGAUUCUACCCUUGUCAUGUCGCAGAAGGCCGUCCAGGAGCUGGCGAGCAGGGUCACUCAAGUCAUCGCAAAUCCGAUACAGCCACUCCAAAGCUUGGACGACGAUGCAGCGAGACUUGUCUUUUCUGAAAUGACCGAGCUGGCUUUAUGGGGAAACGCAACAGAUCUGUCUCUUCUGACCAACCUCAGUCUGGAGGAAAUUCAGAAGUUACAAGGAAGCGCAGCGAUCGAGGAGAGCCAGCGGAACAUUGUCGACAAUGAUACAUCACAUGUGUGGCAUUAUCUGCGAAAGACUCAGUUGACUCAAAAGAAUCGACAUAUCGACAUCGUUCUUGACAAUGCUGGAUUUGAGCUAUUUGCAGACGUCCUCUACGCGGCAUACCUCAUUGCAUCUGGCCUCGGAACGAGCAUCACUCUCCAUGCGAAAUGUUUUCCCUGGUUUGUCAGCGAUGUAAUACCCAGCGAUAUGGACUUCCUCCUCGACCAUCUGCGGUCCACAGGCUUGAAUUCUUUGGCCACUCAAAUCAAGAGGUAUCUCGAACUCGGCUUAAUGCGUAUUGAGGUUCAUUCGUUUUGGACGACGGCUUGGUCAUUUCAUGAGAUGGUCGCUGUAGCACCUGAUCUAUUUCAGCGUUUUCAGGACAGCUAUUUGACUAUAUGGAAAGGAGACUUGAAUUAUCGAAAGUUGACCAGAGACGGUCUUUGGCCACACACAACGACUUUCAAGACUUCGCUUGGUCUACUAGGGCAACGAAGUGGUGUCAAGGUCCUCGCGUUGAGAACAAACAAGUCCGAUACUUGCGUUGGAAUAGAAAGUGAGGAGGCUGUCAAGCGACUUAACCGGGAGGCACCCGAGAUGGGAUGGGUUAGGGAUGGGAAACAUGCCGUGAUAUCAUUCAGCGACGGCGUCUGA